AUGACUCGCCCACGUAAAGUUCAAUGGGCCGACGACGAUUCUGAUGAGAAUCAGAAUCAGAAAAACAAUCAGAAGAAGCCUGAGUCUCACAAGUCACUGAAGUCGACGACGAUUACCAAAAAAUUGGUUCAAGUGCGCAGUUACAGUGGAUACGCUGAAACCCUGGCCGUUGGUAAGUCAGGGGGUUGUUAACUGUAUUCUCGAUUGAAGGUAGAACAAGCAGCGCCUAAAUUAUCCAAAGCAGCGACUAAUUUAUUAAGAGCAGCGACUAAUUUAUUAAGAGAAGCGACUAAAUUAUCAAAAGCAGCGACUAAUUUAUUAAAAGCAGCGACUAAAUUAUCAAAAGCAGCGACUAAAUUAGCAAGAGCAGCGACUAAAUUAGCAAGAGCAGCGACUAAAUCUGAAAAAACAGUACCCGGCUUUGUCUAAUUUUAGUCUUUCAUUUAAACUUUAUCAUAGUGCUCCGUUCUUCCAGAAAAAAUCGUCCAAACAUCUCCAACCCAACGCAAGGCUCAUAAGUUCGAUAGAAACUUGUCGACAGUUCGCGAGGAGGAAGAUGACGUCAGCGAGAGCGACGAGAAUGUUUGA
Caenorhabditis sp. 36 PRJEB53466 is the source of this 588-nucleotide messenger RNA. Lineage: Eukaryota; Metazoa; Nematoda; Chromadorea; Rhabditida; Rhabditidae. The record is from the annotation of a GenBank genome assembly.